Molecule: messenger RNA, 1749 nt
Organism: Dinoponera quadriceps
Lineage: Eukaryota; Metazoa; Arthropoda; Insecta; Hymenoptera; Formicidae
Product: odorant receptor Or1
Exons: 5
Coding region: 1-1428 (475 amino acids)
Biological process (GO): sensory perception of smell; detection of chemical stimulus involved in sensory perception of smell
Cellular component (GO): plasma membrane
Molecular function (GO): olfactory receptor activity; odorant binding
Source: RefSeq, a predicted model, not a curated record
AUGUCCUCCGAUUAUAAAGUAACAAUUCUUCAAAAAGAACGAGGAAAAGCGAUCGCGCCAAAUUUUCAUCUACAGGUGAGCCUGUCGAUCGUUCACUUCUUGGGGACAUGGCCACCACGUACGGGGAAGUAUCGGUUUCUGUAUUUGCUCUAUACCACGGGUAUUUUCACUUUAAUGCUAGGUAUCUUUCUCGUCACCGAAAUAGCGAACAUGCUCGUGAACUUGGGCGACACCGCGAAGAUCGUCGCUGGGGCGACCCUGCUCAUGACGAAUUGCAUCCACGCUUCCAAGGUGAUCGUGCUUCUCCGUCACCAAGCACGGAUCCAGGCGCUCCUCGACAAGGCGAACAGUCACGCCUUCCAUCGGCAAGACGAGGCGCACCAGGACCUCCUGACGAGCUAUACGUGGAAGGGUCUCUUCCACCAUGCGGCCUAUCAAAGUUUCGGCGCGACGGCGGUGUUCUGCUGGGGCUUCACUCCCAUCGCCGACCUGAUCGCCGGCCGCUCGCGCCGGCUGCCGAUGGAGGGCUGGUACCCGUACAACGUGACGGGAACGCCGGCUUUCGAGAUCACCGCCGGUCAUCAGGGCGUCGCGAUCAUAAUCGCGUGCUUCCACAACGUAGCGAUGGACACGCUGAUCACCGGCCUGAUCACGGUCGCUUGCUGCCAACUGGCAAUUUUAGAGCGAAAUAUCAGCGCAAUAGAUGACGAGAAGAGCGGCAUGAAUAAUUUCAAGGGCGAGGUUACACAAGAAACGUGUCCGCCUUAUCAGCGACUCAAGUGGAGCAUUCGAUUAUUAAUUUCGCGGAUUCGCAGUUUCGUGAGGGAAAUCCAGGACAUCUUCGGCACCGUGAUCUUCCUCCAGUUUCUCUCAAACUGCGUGAUCAUUUGUCUGAUCGCCUUUAACGUAUCGCAGAUGAAGGAGUACAUCCCCGCGGUGCUGAUCGGCAUGCUGACGUACAUGUGCUGCAUGACAUAUCAGAUAUUUAUCUUCUGUUGGCACGGUAAUGAACUGCAUCUCCAUAGCUUACGCAUAGCUACGGCAGCGUAUUCGAGCAAAUGGUUCUCGGAGACGGGAAGAUUCAAGCGUGGAUUGCUGAUUAUAAUGACGAGGGCUCAUCGUCCGUUCAUUCUGACCGCCGGCAACAUUAUGUUGUUAUCAUUGGACACUUUCGUGCAGGUUCGUCGGAAAAAUCGCGGCUGCACAACAGCUGCUAUUUUUACCGUUCCAUCGCUCGAUAUUAUCGUCGAUAUCUCUUAUCCAAAUCUCAAGAUCAAGCUGACGAUCUUCAGACCAUGGAUAAUUCAGAACGCACGUUCAGAAGAGACAUCGAAAUACCUGCGCGACGAAGCUAAUAACUUCCGUGUGUUUCAGAUACUACGGACGUCCUACUCGAUCUUUACGGUGCUGCAAAGUUCAGCCGCCUAAAUAAACCCGUCCGUUAACAGCAGAUCUCUUUAGCUAUCCUUACACGGAUCAUAUAGUUCCCUUUAUACUCCUAAGAACAAAGAGCCUAGACAUGAUUAUCAAAUGGUUUGACUUUAUUCGGUACUAAAACGCUAUAUGUAACAAAAACAUGCAAAUUUAUGUGAAAAUAUUUGUAGCUCUCAUAUAUAUAAAAAAUAUUUUGAUCAUUCUUGUAUAACUUUAUCCCACAGUGAAACGAGAACAAAUUACAAAAUUACAAAAAUGAUAUCGACAUUGUAAAUAGCACUUAUAACAUCGGUCACUGUGAUAAGAUUACUUUAA